AUGCGCCGUAAUAACUUAUCAAAUUCACCGUCACUACGUCCAAAACCAAAAUGGAAUCAGAUUUCACCAAGGAGAAGUGAUUCCAAACCAAAAAAUAAUAACCAAACGCUUGAAAACUCCCCAAAACACGCGUAUUCAGCAGAAGAAGGCCGCCCGAGUAUUGUUAAGUACGGAAACUACUUUUCAGAUCUGCUGAAAAGUAUCGGUGCGAUAAGAUCCAUACCUCAAAAUUCACUGCAAGAGAUAAUAAAAUCCGUUAGAUUAACAAAAUCAACUGGUGAAACGAUAAUAAAAGGAAACACAUACAAAACUAAUCAAAGUAAGUGUAACACUUUCUGGACAAACUGGAAAUCAAUUGAUUCAUCGAUUAUUCGCGAAUUUAAUUCUCAAUUAACAAGAAUUCGAAAUGUUUGCUUCAAAUACUUUAGAUCUCUUAGGACAGUAAUAAACGAUUCACACAAUAAUAUCCUUUCCGAUCAAUCUGCAAAUAAUCAACAAAUAACCUCAAUUCUUGAUAAAUUACUCGAUACUGUUGAUGAAUUAGAGAGCACCGCAGAAACCAUUUUCGACAUUAAAAUCAAUAAUCCGCAGUAUUCUGAAGAAGAAGUUGAUAAAUUUGUUUCCAAAGUAAAACAAACUCAAAAAGAUAUCGGAACAACAUACAAACCAGCUCUUGUCGGUAAUACGUCAUUAGGAACCAAGCCAAUAUCAACACAAGCAACUGCUGACUUAAGAGGAAUAAUUCAAGCUUUAAAUGAUAUGAAAGAGCUCCAGAACUGCUCCAAGCAAAUAAACAACAAGUUGUCUGAUAUUUACGAAGAGCUCAGGAAGAUGAUCUCUGGAGCAGAUUCAGUUCCUCCACCUCAAGAAAUAAUAAAAUCACCUCAAGUAAGCGUCAAAGUCGAUAUUCCUGUUUCUAAACAGACAAAACAAUCUGCUGCAAAGGCAUCACAAUCAUCUAAUGACGAUGAUUCCAUUCAAUCUUUGAAAUCAAGAUUAAAUAUUUCAAAAAACUCGAUCAUUCAACUAAAUAACGAAAUUGCUUCAUCACAGCAAUCAUUAGGACAAGAAAAAAAUUCAUUACAAAGAGCAAAACAAAACUUUGGAAAGCGACAAAAAGAAUUUAUUAAUGCAAAAACAGAUCUUCAAGAAACAAAUGAAAAAAUCAAAUCACUACAACAAGAGAAAGCCGAAUUACUCAAAAAGAUUGAUUCUCUUAAAGAAUCUCUUGAAGAAAAACCGAAAUCUGUUGAAAAAACACAAGAAUUAGAAGAAGUAAUUGCAGAUAGCGAAAACUUGAAGUCCCAAUUAAUUGUUGCUUAUGAUCAGAUGCUAACAACAACAGAUACUUAUAAAGAACUUGAAUGCGAAUAUGAAACAUUGAUAAAACAAUUAAAAUCUGACAAUUUGCCACUUUACGAAACAAAUAAGGAACUUCGUCAAAAAUUGUCAAAAAUUUUAUCCCAAAAUUUGGAUGAACGCUUUGAAUUAUUGAAUUUAUCUGCAAUUAGAGACAGAGUUCAAUCAGGAGUUCUUUCGAAUCAACCCACGAAAAUAGAAACAUCAAAGAAGAGACUGAAACAACUCAGAUCUGAAUUAGAUGAAAAGAUUGCAGAAUAUACAACAAAAAGGAACUGCGAAGAUGCAUUAGUUAUUGAAAGAUUCACACUUAAAUCACUGACAAUGCCUCGGGAUGAAGAAUUACUUCAAAAAUUAGGAAGAGUCAGAACAGAAUUUGAUAAUAUUUGUGAUACAACAGUUCCAAGAAGAUCUGAAAGCGAAAUGAAUGAACUAGAAACAUUAAUUAUGAGAUUUGACUCAAGAUUGUACAGAACAAGGAAUUCUAUGAUGAAAGAUCCUCCAAAUGAAGCUGCAGAAGAAGUGAAACUUUUAAAUGAAGAAAUAGAACAUCUAAAGAAGAGAUAUUUAGCUGCAUGCAACUGGAAUGUUGAGUUGUCUAAUAAUGACAUGAAAGAACAAGCAAGAGCUCUUUCUUUGAAGGUCCAACUAGCUGCAUUAAACAAGAAACUUCAGAAUCCUUCAUUUAAUGACAAAGAAUACAUUUCAUCAUUUAUUGAAGCAUUGACAAAAGAGGUUCAACAAGUUUCUGAGUUAUGUGAAGACGUCAAUACAUCUGUUGCAGAAUUAUCUCAAUACGUUGGAUCUACUCCAUAA
Molecule: messenger RNA, 2175 nt
Organism: Trichomonas vaginalis G3
Lineage: Eukaryota; Parabasalia; Trichomonadida; Trichomonadidae
Exons: 1
Coding region: 1-2175 (724 amino acids)
Source: RefSeq, a predicted model, not a curated record